AUGAUGCCAUCUCGUCUCGUCCGCGCUUUGCCGCGUACUGCCCGCACCCCUGCUUUCAGAGUUCCCGGCGCCUCUUUCCGGAGAUGGAACUCCACCGAGGGUGAGAAGGUUAAGGGCCAGGUCAUUGGUAUCGAUCUGGGUACUACAAACUCGGCCGUCGCCAUUAUGGAGGGCAAGACCCCCAAGAUCAUUGAGAACGCAGAAGGUGCUAGAACAACACCCUCCGUUGUUGCUUUCGCCCAGGAUGGUGAGCGUCUGGUCGGUAUUGCUGCCAAGCGUCAGGCCGUUGUCAACCCUGAGAACACUUUGUUCGCCACCAAGCGUCUCAUCGGUCGCAAGUUCACCGAUCCCGAGGUCCAGCGUGACAUCAAGGAGGUCCCCUACAAGAUCGUUCAGCACACCAACGGCGAUGCCUGGGUUGAGGCUCGUGGUCAGAAGUACUCGCCAUCUCAGAUCGGUGGUUUCGUCCUCCAGAAGAUGAAGGAGACUGCUGAGAACUACCUCAGCAAGCCCGUCAAGAACGCUGUCGUCACUGUCCCUGCUUAUUUCAACGACUCUCAGCGUCAGGCUACCAAGGACGCUGGUCAGAUCGCUGGUCUGAACGUUCUCCGUGUUGUUAACGAACCCACCGCUGCUGCCCUUGCCUACGGUCUGGAGAAGGAGGCCGACCGUGUUGUCGCCGUCUAUGAUCUGGGUGGUGGUACUUUCGAUAUCUCCGUUCUGGAGAUCCAGAAGGGUGUGUUCGAGGUCAAGUCCACCAACGGUGACACCCACCUUGGUGGUGAGGACUUUGAUAUCCACCUGGUUCGCCACAUCGUCCAGCAGUUCAAGAAGGAUUCUGGCCUUGAUCUCUCCGGCGACCGCAUGGCUAUCCAGCGUAUCCGUGAGGCCGCUGAGAAGGCUAAGAUCGAACUGUCCUCUUCCCUGCAAACCGAGAUCAACCUGCCCUUCAUCACUGCCGAUGCUAGCGGCGCUAAGCACAUCAACCUGAAGAUGACUCGCUCUCAGCUUGAGUCCCUCGUCGACCCCCUGAUCAACCGCACCAUUGAACCCGUCCGCAAGGCUCUCAAGGAUGCCAACCUUCAGGCCAGCGAUAUCCAGGAUAUCAUCCUGGUUGGUGGUAUGACCCGUAUGCCCAAGGUUGCCGAGUCCGUUAAGUCCAUGUUCGGUCGUGACCCUGCCAAGUCUGUCAACCCUGAUGAGGCUGUCGCCAUCGGUGCUGCUAUCCAGGGUGCUGUCCUGGCUGGUGAGGUUACUGACGUUCUGCUGCUCGAUGUCACUCCCCUUUCCCUCGGUAUUGAGACCCUCGGCGGUGUCUUCACUCGUCUGAUCAACCGCAAUACCACCAUCCCCACCAAGAAGUCCCAGACCUUCUCUACCGCCGCUGAUUUCCAGACUGCUGUUGAGAUCAAGGUGUUCCAGGGUGAGCGUGAGCUUGUCAAGGACAACAAGCUGCUUGGAAACUUCCAGCUUGUUGGUAUCCCUCCCGCCCACCGUGGUGUUCCCCAGAUCGAAGUCACCUUCGACAUUGACGCCGAUUCCAUUGUCCACGUCGCCGCCAAGGACAAGUCCACCGGCAAGGACCAGUCCAUCACCAUUGCCUCUGGCUCUGGUCUCUCUGAUUCUGAGAUCCAGUCGAUGGUUGAGGAUGCUGAGAAGUAUGGUGAGCAGGACAAGGAGCGCAAGGCUGCCAUUGAGGCUGCCAACCGUGCCGACAGCGUCCUGAACGACACUGAGAAGGCUCUCAAGGAGUUCGAGGACCGUCUUGACAAGGCUGAGGCCGAGCAGAUCCGUGAGAAGAUCGCCACUCUGCGUGAGUUCGUUGCCAAGAACCAGUCUGGCGAGGGCACCGCCACCGCCGAGGAGCUCAAGCAGAAGACCGAUGAGCUCCAGACUGCCAGCUUGACCCUCUUUGACAAGAUGCACAAGGCUCAGUCCGAGCAGCAGCAGCAGUCUCAGGGCCAGCAGGGUGAGAACAAGGCCUAA
Messenger RNA from Aspergillus pseudoviridinutans, 1986 nucleotides. Its product is annotated as Hsp70 family protein. Gene Ontology annotation, molecular function: heat shock protein binding; ATP hydrolysis activity; ATP-dependent protein folding chaperone. NCBI's taxonomy places the organism in Eukaryota, Fungi, Ascomycota, Eurotiomycetes, Eurotiales, Aspergillaceae. The record is from RefSeq and is a predicted model, not a curated record. The coding region runs from base 1 to 1986 and encodes 661 amino acids. Gene Ontology annotation, biological process: cellular response to unfolded protein; protein refolding. The transcript is spliced from 4 exons. Gene Ontology annotation, cellular component: cytoplasm; mitochondrion.